UAUUAUUAAAUAUUGGAACUGGUUUGAUAGAUUAAACUUAUGCGUAUUCGAUAGCAUUUAUUUUCUGACAAUUUAAUGAUUACUAAUAAAUAAAUUGACUAUAAAUGGGAACCUAGAUACAGUACCGCCGGUAACUUACUGCUAGAUAAUUAGGAUUUUUUCAGGUGCCAACCCAAUCAGCCAAUCAGAGAGCUUCCUGCCCUGCCGACUCUGAAAACGCCUGAAAAGAACGCCUAAUAUGGGCUCGCUCUUAGCCUAUAUUCGGUAGUAGGCACUCCACCAGUCCAUGAAUUAUGUUAUGUCUAUCCAGGGGAAUUUCUUAUCUGCUCAAGAACUCAAUCUAUUUUGCCCAUCGUGUCUUUCUGUUCAAUUAUUCCAAGACGGUUAUUUUAAUCAUUAUUACUGGUAAAGUCCAAAUAAAAUAAAACUGUAAAUAUCACAGGAUUAAUAAAUAACCAUUUUUAGAAUUUAGGUUUCAUAUCCUGUUAGGGUAUAACCAGUGCUUUUUAAUUUGUAAAAUAAAAAGUAAGGAGGAUAGAACCUAUGGGGGCUAAUUUUCUACCGGUAGUGAUUUUAAACUUUUUAUAUUGUGUAUUUUUACCAUCGUUUUUCCAUAAUUUUAAUAAAAACCUCUCUCACUCCCUCUUCCUUUCAGAGGUAUGGCAUACCGUCAAAAAUUAAGCCCUGUUUAUUCAAUAUCCAUAAUAACUUCCAGGGGGGGGGGGCGCUCCCCUUGGCCCCCUUCUCUUAUAUACGCCACAAAGUAGAAGGAAUUCUCAGUAAAUUCUCUCUUUCAAUUCUCUGAAGGAAUUCUCUCUUUCAUUCUCUGUGUAUUAAUACGCCCAUGCUUGAGAUAAAGGAAAAAGGAGUCGUAAUGAACGUACGGUAUUGAUAAAGUAGCAAGUGACCUAAUACAGUUUAGGCCGAUAGACAAUGACCAAUGACUGAAUAUAAUGACGAUGACUAUGCCUAAUUUUGACAGAACAAUGAUGAUGAUGAUUACUGAUGAGAAAACAAGUUUCAGUCAGCUCUAGAAGUGUUUCAAACCAGUCGUGAAUUGGGAAUGAACUCUCAUUCUCUCAGCCAAAUAUAGCAGAGGCCACAGGCACAGCUCAGACCACAACAGACGAACAGACUGAAAACCUGUGUGGCUGAAUGAUUACCGUAUCAACUAUAUAGUUGUGUGUCUUCUACAAAAGUUUAUUCGCGGCAACUGUAUCUUCAAACAUACUGUAACGUUGUUUCUUCUUCUAAUAAGUAGCCAAUAUACAAUUUGGUACUUUUAUACGAGAUUAGAAUUAUGAGGAAAUUUGUAUUAGUAAUUCUAUUUGUAGCCUUAACGCAAAACAAUUGUUCUGCACAUGCAGAGCAAGAGACCUCCAAAAAUGUAACAUUACCAAAAUUUGUCACGUUUCCAUUGAUAUGGCAUCCUUCUCCUCGUUCAAGGCUUUUGGAAAUGGGUGUUCAUCCCCGAGUUAUUCAAAGUCUUGCCAUCAAUGAGUUUGCAAAGAAAAAAGGACCUGUGAAAAAUGAUACCGUACAAAUUUACAAAUAUUUGGAUUCUGAGUUUUAUGCUCAAGUUAACCUGGGUCACCCAGGUAAGCAAUUCUAUAUGGUUCUGGAUACAUCAUGGGGAGACUCCUUCGUACCAUCAGCUUCAUGCCCUGAAACUGAAAUUGCUUGCCAAACCAAGAAUAAGUACGACCACUCUCUAUCCUCCACGUAUGUGAACCCCAAUGAAGCAUACACUGUGAAUGGGAUGAUCGGUGAUCUUGCUAUGGACAUGCUACAUCUGGGACACGUUAAUGUGACUAAUUUCACAUUUGCUGAGCUCACGCAUGUUCCCAAGUCUAUGAUGUUUGAGAAGGCUGAUGGAAUACUUGGAAUGGGAUUCAAACAAUUGAACGCCUAUAAUAAACUUCCGUUUUUUUACCGUCUAACCGAGUUGAAUCCACAAAUGGAAAAGGUGUUUGCUUUCUACUUCAAUAGAGCUCCUGCCACUAGAAAAGGAGGAACUGUAGCGCUGGGUAUGGUUCAGAAGAAACAUUAUUUUAAACCAAUCAAUUACUUCAACGUUAUAUCAAAUAAUUAUUGGGAAAUCAAAAUGGACAAGGUGAUUCUUGAAGAACGCAAGACUAAAAACAAUACUCUGUGUGCGUCUGGCUGCAAAGCAUUGUUUGAUACUGGCACAACUACAAUAAGUGCUCCAUCAGAUGAUCUGAAAAUCAUCAAUAAAAUAACCAAAGCUACUGAAGUUCCCAAUCUUGGACGAUUUUCGGUGGAUUGCAAGACCAUAACUCAGCUUCCAAGCAUACAUUUCUUCUUCAACGGAAUCGAGCACAGUAUUAAGGGAAAAGAAUACGUUAGUAAUCUGAAGGUGGGUCAACAGAGCUUCUGUGUGACUGCCUUUGAAGCUUCGCAGCUCCCCAACACCUGGGCUAUUGGUAGCACUUUCUUAUACCGACAUUACUCAGUAUUUGAUUUGGACAAGAGACAGGUUGGACUUGCCAAGAGUAAAUACUAAAGUUACCAGCUUCAUAAAAUUAUUAUAUCUUACAUAAUUUUUUUACUCUUGAGGUGAAUAUUUUUCAACUUCUGCUAUAGUUGGGAACCUAAUCUGCAAAGAUAAUCAAACUACAGUAGGUACUGUAUAAAAUAUUUGCCGAGAGUCCAAACUAACAAGUCUAUAUAUUUUACUGUACUUAAUUUUUGUACUCUUUAUGUGAAUAUUUUUUAAAAUUUUGCUUUAGUUGGGAACCUAAUCUGCAAAGGUAAACAAACUACAGUAGGUACUGUAUUAAUUAUUUGUCAAGUCCAAACUAACUAGUUACUAAGUUUACAAAAAUGAUUUCUAAAAUACUUAAUUUCUAUUAUUAUGGAAUAACUUUAAAAAACUCAAGUUAGGUAUACUUGAAGAAAUUUUUUCCAGUAAAUCUGAUUUAGUUGAUCAUGACAUAGGUUUUUAGAUACAAUUCCAGUUUUAUUUUUUAUAGUCUUCCUUUUUGAUGGGUGCAUUUCAUAUUAUGAUUGUAAGAGUGAAAAAGAAAAAUUAUAAAUAACAAGAGCAUUUCCUGUUUUUAAUAUUGGGUAUUAAGUAUUGAAUAAUAUAAGGCUAUUUUAUCGUCUCUAUUCCUGUUUUGAAAUGAGGAUUUGAUUCUUGAAAUCCACUUUAAAUUGGAUGAUCAAAUUACAAAAAUGAUGUAUAGAAUCAGUAAAACUAGCUUCAUUAUUAUGCUUGCUUUCCUGUGUACACUACAAAAUAGAGUUUUCUAGCAGACUUUCACCUAUAGCUCAGGUUAUUACCGUACAUAAUUAUUAUUAUAUUUAUAAUUUUACACUCCAAUGAUCUCCUCCAAAACGAAAAAUGUAUCUGGUGAUAUUCAGGAAUAUAACAUUUGACUACUUCCAAUCUUCUUGCAAUCCGAACUACUAAUUCUAAUCAACCACAAAUUACAGGACAGUUUUAGCUUUUAUUGGUAACUGAACAAUCGAUAUGCCACUGUCCACUCUCAUAUUUCAUAUGGCAUUGAGAUUUAUGGUGGGACUAGUGCAUUUAACUUGAAUAGGAUAUUAAAACUCCAAAAAGAAGCAGUAAGAAAAAUAUUUAAUUUAAAUAGACAAGAGUCGCGCAGGACAUUUUUUAAAAAGUUAGAAUUAAUGACGGUGUAUGGACUUUAUAUUUAUAAAACAAUAUUACACGUAAAAAUAAUGAAGACAAAUUCCCCAGGCAAUCCAGUGUGCAUGACUAUAAUACAAGAAAUAGGAACAACUUUAUUAUCAAAGAACAUAGUAAAGAGAAGAACAAACAAAGCCCAACCUAUAUGGGCAUCAAAUUCAUUACUUACCUUCCUACUAGUAUUAAACAUGAAAAAGAUAUUACAAGGUUUGAAAACAAACUGAAAAAGUAUAUCGUGAAAUUAGAAUUAUACAGUUAUGAAGAAUUUUAUAGUGCCAACUCAUUGUGUAUUUAGACUACCUAUUGUUGAUGUAUUUUGUUUUUUACUUGUAUUUAUUUUAUUAUUUUGUUGAAAGUAAUAAAGAAAGACGCAUUCAUGUACAUUUUGAUGUAUGUUUUGAAUAAAGAGAUUGAUUGAUUGAUAUGCAGGUUUUAAUAAGACUCAUGGAGGUGAAAAGUAGAAAAUUAAAAAUACUCAACCAUUUUCUCAUCGAGAACAAACUGCUUGCUUUUGAAAUUUUCUAUAUUAUCUGUUUUUAAUACUUACCUACUUCAUGAAUGCAUGAUUCGAGUUUAUCAAAGAUUCUUAAAAAAUUGGGAGAGGAUUAAAUAAAUAAGACAACGUUAAUAUAAUUUCUUCAAUAAUAGUCUAUUCAACCUUCAUAUUUUUACAUACUAUAUACACAUAUAUAUUUAUAUUAGUGAUAAUAAUUGUAGCAUUUCUCUAUCUUGAAUAUUGAUGUACUGUUCAACUUAUGUACAGAGUGUCUCACUGAUUUUGAUUCUGUUUCUUUUUUCUGGUAAAAUAUUCAUUUCAAUAAACUUGUGUAUUGUAGAAAUAUUUCUCUACGGUGCUGAUUACUAUUUCAAUCAAUUUAUACUGAGAAGUAACUAAUUGAUAGUUAGUUGUGAAGAAUGAAAUGUUUAGAUUGGUGUGUUUUGAAUUCAUCCACGAUAGAAGAUUACAACUGAGUAAAACUGAAAUAUUUGUGAGUCUCAAAGUAGCUUAUUACAAUGAGAAAUUAUCUGGUGUGAAACAUGGAAUUUGUUUUUAUAGAGAAAUGCAUCAACUCAUUGGGUACAUUACAGAAUAAAUUGUAUGAAAUCGUGAGACACUCCAUGUACAACCUUGAUUCAAGGUUCAAGUUAUACAGAAUGCAUUCAAAGAUGUAGUCAAACUCAGUAACUAGUCUACUAUUAACGAACAAAACAAUAUGAAUUGAAUUUUAAACCAAUAAAUUAUUUUGUAUUGAAAAA
Messenger RNA from Nilaparvata lugens (brown planthopper), 4933 nucleotides. RefSeq names its product cathepsin D. Gene Ontology annotation, molecular function: aspartic-type endopeptidase activity. Bases 1301 to 2524 code for a protein of 407 amino acids. Gene Ontology annotation, biological process: proteolysis; cell death. Gene Ontology annotation, cellular component: lysosome. The record is from RefSeq and is a predicted model, not a curated record. NCBI's taxonomy places the organism in Eukaryota, Metazoa, Arthropoda, Insecta, Hemiptera, Delphacidae. The transcript is spliced from 9 exons.